Bipolaris maydis ATCC 48331 is the source of this 618-nucleotide messenger RNA. The record is from RefSeq and is a predicted model, not a curated record. NCBI's taxonomy places the organism in Eukaryota, Fungi, Ascomycota, Dothideomycetes, Pleosporales, Pleosporaceae.
AUGGGUUUCCUGAAAUGCAUUUCCUGUCAAGGUCAAGGGAAGUUGGAGGAAGAAGGCACACGGCCGGGUCGUGCGAUCGGGACCAAGCAUCUUGAUCGCAUCGAGCUGCCGAUCACGAUAGGGGGAGUAGUAGCUUACACGCGCGACUCGAUUCGUAAGACUACUAUGGAAGCAAAGGAACCGAGUAUGCCGUACUACCUUGCCCUUGUGCCUUCAUACCUUAGCUUCGGUAUGCACCAAGAUGAAAUUGUGGCGAACUUUCAGAAUCUUGCGGAUGCGUCGCCAAUUCCUCUUGUCCUAUACAACUCUCCUGCUCUUGUCCAGGUCAAAGUGACUGGCUGGUUCCUGGCACUGACCGCCGGUGGCGUCGGGACAAUCGUUGGCGUGGUAACCAAAAUCAAGCUUUGUAUCACCGAAUGGGAGUUCGCCAAGGGCGAAAUCAACGGUAUCGAGUUUGUUGUUGCACACAAGAGGGUUUACCUCAAAAGCAGUGUCGACUGCAGGAACCCAUAUCCGCCGUGUACCGACGCAGGGAAGAAGAAGAACAAGAAGGAGGAGUGGGGUAUAGAUCAGGUCACGCUGAGACCAAAGUCGUUGUCUGAGGCAGACCAGGACUGA